CUGCGGACUACAAACAUGGCGCCGCGCGCCGCGCUGCCUGCUGGGAUCGCCCGUAGUCCUGCCUCGGCCCUGCUGCCCUCCGGCCGCACGGAGCGGGGCCCGGGCGCCGCCUACAGAUCCCAGCGUGCCCCGCGCGCGUCCUUGGCGCUGCCGCCGCUCGGGGGAGACAUGUCGGGUCCCCGGGACCCCGAGGAGGGGGAGGCGGCGUCCCGGGGUCCCCGCCGCCUCCGUGACGUCAACGGGGGUCAGGCCCAGGCCCCCGUGACCCCCGCCGAGGUGCUCGUGAGCUUCACGCGGGAGGAGUGGGCGCUGCUCGGCCCCGCGCAGAGGCGGCUCUACAGGGAGGUGACGCAGGAGACGCGCCGGCUCCUGGCUGCCGUGGGCCUCGGCGAGGAAGACGGGGACGGCGUCGGGGCGCGUCGUCGGGGGCCGCGAGGGCCCGCGAGGCGUGGGAACCGCCGACGCGGAGCCACGGAAGAGGGCCACGGAGCCACGGGCGGGGGCCACGGCCGCGAGCACAAGGGGAAACGUGGCGCCACGGGCGAGGGCCACGGAGCCACGGGCGAGGGCCACGGAGCCACGGAAGGGGGCCACGGCACCACGGAAGGGGGCCACGGCGCCACGGGCAAGAGCCACGGCCGCAAGCACAAAAGGAAGCGUGGCGCCACGGACGGGGGCCACGGCGCCACUAGAAGCCACACGUGCGACCAGUGCGGCCAGGCCUUCACGCUGAGGACCAACCUCCUGCGCCACCAGAGGGCCCACACGGGGCAGAGGCCCCACGCGUGCUCCGAGUGCGGGAAAACGUUCGCGCGCGCCGCCCACCUCCGGGUCCACGCGCGGACGCACACGGGCGAGCGGCCCCACGCGUGCGACGGCUGCGAGCGGACCUUCGCGGGCCGCACGGACCUCCUGCGCCACCGGAGGACGCACACGGGCGAGCGGCCCCACGCGUGCUCCGAGUGCGGGAAGGCGUGCGCACGCUCGAGCGGCCUCCGGGUCCACGAGAGGACGCACACGGGCGAGAAGCCGUACGCCUGCGCCGAGUGCGGCCGCGCCUUCACGCGGAGCGUCCACCUCCUCGUCCACGCGCGGAUGCACACGGGCGAGAGGCCCCACGCGUGCGACGGCUGCGACCGCGCCUUCCCGCAGCGCCGUCACCUCCUGAGACACCGGAGCGGCGAGUGCGGGACGGCCUCGAGGACGCGGCCCAUGCCGGCGCGGCCCGUCACUCGGUGAUCGCCUCCCGUGGCCUCUGUGGUCCCCGUGGACUCCGUGGACCGUGGCCUCAGGGGUCUCCGUGGACCGUGGCCUCAGGGGUCUCCGUGGACCGUGGCCUCAGGGGUCUCCGUGGACCGUGGCCUCUGGGGUCUCCGUGGACCGUGGCCUCUGGGGUCUCCGUGGACCGUGGACUUUGUGCACCGUGAUCUCUGUGGUCCCCGUGGACCAUGGACCCCCUGGACCGUGGCCUCUGUGGUCUCCGUGGACCUUGGACCUCUUGGACCGUGGCCUUCGUAAUCUCUGUGGACCGUGGCCUCUGGGGUCUCCGUGGACCAUGGCCUCAGGGUGUCCUAGGACCGUGGCCUCAGGGUCUCCGUGGACCGUGGCCUCUGGGGUCUCCAUCGACUGUGGCCUCUGGGGUCUCCGUGGACCAUGGCCUCAGGAUCUCUGUGGACUGUGACCUCUGAUCUCCAUGGAUCAUGUCCUCCGUGGACCAUGGACCGUGGCCUCAGGGUCUCCAUAGACCAUGGCCUCUGGGGUCUCUGUGGACCGUGGCCUCAGGGUCUUCUAGGACCGUGGACCGUGGCCUCUGGGGUCUCCAUAGACUCCGUGGACCGCUGUGGAACAUAGACUCCGUGGACCGUGGCCUCUGUGGACCAUAAACUCUGUGGACCGUGGCCUUUGUGGUCUCUGUGGUUUCCAUGGACCGUGGCAUCUGGGGUCUCCGUGGACCGUGGCCUUAGGGUCUUCUAGGACCGUGGACUGUGGCCUCUGGGGUCUCCAUGGACCGUGGCCUUAGGGUCUUCUAGGACCGUGGAUUGUGGCCUCUGGGGUCUCCAUGGACCAUGGCCUCUGGGGUCGCCAUCAACUGUGGCCUCUGUGGGCUCCGUGGACCGUGGACCAUGGCCUCUGUGGUCUCCGUGGACUGUGACCUCUGGAGUCUCCAUGGACCGUGGCUUUAGGGUCUCCAUGGACCGUGGCCUCUGUGGCCUCUCUAGUCUCUGUGGACCAUGGCCUCUGUGGCCUCUGUGGUUUCCGUGGACCGUGGCCUUGGGGUCUCUGUGGACCAUAGACUCUGUGGACCGUGUUCUCUGUGGUCUCUGUGCCGUGGCAUCUGGGGUCUCCAGAGACUCCAUGGACCGUGGCCUCUGUGGCCCCUGGGGUCUCCUAGGACCAUGGACCGUGGCCUCUGGGGUCUCUGUGGACCAUGACCGUGGCCUCUGGGGUCUCCGUGGACCGUGGCCGUGGCCUCUGGGGUCUCUGUGGACCGUGGCCGUGGCCUCUGGGGUCUCCGUGGACCGUGGCCUCUGGGGUCUCCCUGGACCGUGGCCUCUGGGAUCUCCGUGGACCAUGGCCUCUGGGGUCUCCCUGGACCGUGGCCUCUGGGGUCUCAGUGGACCGUGGCCUUAGGGUCCUCUAGUACCGUGGACCAUGGCUUCUGGGGUUUUCGUGGACCAUGGCUUCUGGGGUUUUCGUGGACCGUGGCCUCUGCUGUCUCCAUGGACCGUGACCUCUGUGGUCUCUGUUGUUUCCAUGGACCGUGGCCUCUGGGGUCUCCUAGGACCGUGGACCGUGGCCUCUCCGUGGACCAUGGCCUCAGGGUCUCCGUGGACCGUGGCCUCAGGGUCUCCGUGGACCAUGGCCUCAGGGUCUCCGUGGACCGUGGCCUCAGGGUCUCCGUGGACGGUGGCCUCAGGGUCUCCGUGGACCGUGGCCUCAGGGUCUCCGUGGACGGUGGCCUCAGGGUCUCCGUGGACCGUGGCCUCAGGGUCUCCGUGGACGGUGGCCUCAGGGUCUCUGUGGACCGUGGCCUCUGCCAUCUCCAGUCCACGGGGUCCAGCACGACUCACCCUCCAGGUCAACCCAAUGACAAAAUCAUUGUCGUCCUGGCACCACGGGUCGACGAGGCCACGUGACACCCGUGGGAGCCGAACCGCGACCCCCGCCCACCUGCCGUGCCGGAGAGUCGCCGAGGCCCCGAGCUUGACCGUCGGGGACCCCCGCGCCAUUUUGCCACUAAAAAUAAAAUAAUCACCUAAAUCCACCGGGACCCAGGGACGUGGGGUCAGUUCACGUGGCUGAGGAAGUCACGCGAGGCAAAAACGUGGGCUUUACGGUCCGACCGGCCGCGUCCACGGGACCCUUGAGGGAGGAGUCGCCGGGGUCCGGGACGGUCGUUACGGCUGGCAGCCGCGUACCCGCCGCUCUGAUGUUCUGAUCUCGGCGGAGAUGGCCUUCGCCGUGGCCUUGACUGUGGCCCUUCGCCGUGGCUCUCAAUGUUCCCUUCACCACGACCCUCGCCGUGGCCCUUCCCCGUGGCCUUCUCCAUGUAGCUUUGCUGUGACCUUGACCGUGGCCCUUCCCUGUGGCCCUUCCCCGUGGACCUUUGCCGUGGUCUUCAUCGUGGCCCUUCCCCGUGGACCUUUGCUGUGGCCCUUCACCAUGGCCUUGGCUGUGGCCCUUCCUCGUGGCCCUUCGCUGUGGAUCUUCCCUGUGGCCCUUUGCCAUGGCGCUUCGCUGUGACCUUCCCUGUGGCCUUCGCCGUGGCCCUUCCCUGUCGCCCUUUGCAGUGGCGCUUUGCCGUGGCCUUGACUGUGGAUCUUCCCUGUGGCCCUUUGCCAUGUUGCUUUGCUGUGACCUUCACCGUGGCCUUUGCCGUGGCCCUUCCCCGUGGCCCUUCUCCGUGGGCCUUCCCUGUGUCCCUUUGCCGUGUCGCUUUGCUGUGACAUUCACUGUGGCCCUUCGCCAUGGCCCUUCCGUGUGGCGCUUCGCUGUGACCGUCACCAUGGCCCUUCGCCGUGGCCUUGAUCGUGGACCUUCCCCGUGGCGCUUCGCUGUGACCCUUCGCCGUGGCCUUCAUCGUGGCCCUUCGCCGUGGCCUUGACUGUGGCCCUUUGCUGUGACGCUUCGCUGUGACCUUCACCGUGGCGGUUCACCAUGGCCCUUCCCCGUGGCCCUCUGCUGUGGCCCUUCCCCGUGGCCUUGACCGUGGCCCUUCCCCGUGACCCUUCGCCAUGGCCCUCGCCGGGGAGGAGUCCACGGGGACACGGGACACCAGCUGGAUUCCGACGCGGCCGUCACGCUCAGGCGGACGCUGCCGCCCCUCUGAGGGGCCCGGAAGGAAACCCCGCGGACACGUGGACUGGAAGGGAACCACGUGGAAACGUGGACACGUGCACGGGAGGAAACCCCGUGGACAUGUGUACCAAAAGGAAACCACGCAGACAUGUGGACACGUGCACGGGGAGGAAACCCCGCAGACACGUGGACACGUGGACACGUGGACGGGGAGGAAACCACGCGGACAUGUGGACCAAAAGGAAACCCCGCAGACACGUGGAUACGUGGACACGUGGACGGGGAGGAAACCCCGCGGACACGUGGACAUGUGGACACAUGGAUGGGGAGGAAACCACGCAGACACGUAGACACGUGGACGGGGAGGAAACCACGCGGACACGUGACACAGAAGGAAACCCCACAGACACGUGGACACAUGGACACGUGGACGGGGGGAAACCACGUGGACACGUGACACAGAAGGAAACCCCACAGACACGAUGACACAUGGACACAUGGAUGGGGAGGAAACCACGCGGACACGUGACACAGAAGGAAACCCCACAGACACGUGGACACAUGGACACAUGGAUGGGGAGGAAACCACGCAGACACGUAGACACGUGGACGAGGAGGAAACCACGCGGACACGUGACACAGAAGGAAACCCCACAGACACGUGGACACAUGGACACGUGGACGGGGGGGAACCACGUGGACACGUGACACAGAAGGAAACCCCACAGACACGUUGACACAUGGACACAUGGAUGGGGAGGAAACCACGCAGACACGUGGACACGUGGACGGGGAGGAAACCCCGCAGACACGUGGACACGUGCACGGGGAGGAAACCCCACAGACACGUGGACACGUGCACGGGGAGGAAACCCCGCAGACACGUGGACACGUGCACGGGGAGGAAACCCCGCAGACACGUGGACACGUGGACACGUGGACGGGGAGGAAACCACGCGGACACGUGGACCAAAAGGAAACCCCGCAGACACGUGGAUACGUGGACACGUGGACGGGGAGGAAACCCCGCGGACACGUGGACAUGUGGACACAUGGAUGGGGAGGAAACCACGCAGACACGUAGACACGUGGACGGGGAGGAAACCACGCGGACACGUGACACAGAAGGAAACCCCACAGACACGUGGACACGUGCACGGGGAGGAAACCCCACAGACACGUGGACACGUGCACGGGGAGGAAACCCCGCAGACAUGUGGACACGUGGACACGUGGACGGGGAGGAAACCACGCGGACACGUGGACCAAAAGGAAACCCUGCAGACACGUGGACACGUGGACACGUGGACGGGGAGGAAACCCCGCAGACACCUGGAAACGUGGACGGGGAGGAAACAACGUGGACACGUGACACAGAAGGAAACCCCACAGACACGUGGACACAUGGACACAUGGAUGGGGAGGAAACCCCGCAGACACGUGGACACGUGGACGGGGAGGAAACCACGCGGACACGUGGACCAAAAGGAAACCCCGCAGACACCUGGAUACGUGGACACGUGGACGGGGAGGAAACCACGCGGACACGUGACACAGAAGGAAACCCCACAGACACGUGGACACAUGGACACGUGGACGGGGGGGAACCACGUGGAUACGUGACACAGAAGGAAACCCCACAGACACGAUGACACAUGGACACAUGGAUGGGGAGGAAACCAUGCAGACACGUGGACACGUGGACGGGGAGGAAACCACGCGGACACGUGACACAGAAGGAAACCCCACAGACACGUGGACACGUGCACGGGGAGGAAACCCCGCAGACACGUGGACACGUGGACACAUGGACGGGGAGGAAACCACGCAGACACGUGGACACGUGGACGGGGAGGAAACCAUGCAGACACGUGGACACGUGGACGGGGAGGAAACCACGCAGACACGUGGACACGUGGACGGGGAGGAAACCACACAGACACGUGGACACAUGGACACAUGGACGGGGAGGAAACCACGCAGACACGUGGACACGUGGACGGGGAGGAAACCAUGCAGACACGUGGACACGUGGACGGGGAGGAAACCACGCAGACACGUGGACACGUGGACGGGGAGGAAACCACGCAGACACAUGGACACGUGGACGGGGAGGAAACCAUGCAGACACGUGGACACGUGGACACAUGGACCAGAAGUUCCGGAUUAUUAUUAUUAUUAUUAAUUAUUGUUGGCGAAACAAUUGGCCCAUGGGGAAAUGUCUGGAUGAUGAUGAGGAUUAUUGUUGUUAUUAUUAUUGUUGUUGUUGUUGUUAUUAUUAAGAUUAUUAUUAUUAAUUAUUAUUGGCAAAACAAUCGGCCCGUGAGGAAGAGUCCGGAGUAUCAUUAUC
Molecule: messenger RNA, 6649 nt
Organism: Meriones unguiculatus (Mongolian gerbil)
Lineage: Eukaryota; Metazoa; Chordata; Mammalia; Rodentia; Muridae
Product: zinc finger protein 696-like
Exons: 4
Coding region: 16-1239 (407 amino acids)
Biological process (GO): negative regulation of transcription by RNA polymerase II
Molecular function (GO): DNA-binding transcription repressor activity, RNA polymerase II-specific
Source: RefSeq, a predicted model, not a curated record